CGGAGGAGGCAAUUACACUAACACCCUUCACAGGACACAGGAAGCGCAACACAACAAUGGCUCCCAAGGCUAAGACCACCACGACCGCGGCCACGGCCAAAGCCACCACGGCCAAAAAGGCCGCCCUGAAAGGAACCAACGGCAAACACACCCACAAAAUCCGCACAAAAACCCACUUCUACCGUCCCAAAACCCUCCGUCUCCCCCGGUCGCCGAAGUACCCCCGCCGCUCCGUCCCGCGCGUUCCCACGCUCGAUGCCUACAAGGUCGUGCAGUUCCCGCUCAACACCGAGUCGGCCAUGAAGAAGAUCGAGGACAACAACACGCUGGUGUUCAUCUGCGAUGUGAGGGCGAACAAGAGGCAGAUUCGGGACGCAGUGAAGCGGUUAUAUGAUGUUGAGGCGGCGAGUGUGAAUACGCUGAUUAGGCCGGAUGGGAAGAAGAAGGCUUAUGUUAGGCUGAGUGCGGAUGUCGAUGCGUUGGACGUUGCUAACAAGAUCGGCUUCAUUUGAAUCAUCAUCCCCACACUUAGAAUCGCACACCACUGUACCUUUCCUCUUUACCCUCUGUCAAAUACAUCCAAAAAACCGGCCCACACAUCGUCCCACUCUUCUCUGUGGCCUGAUUCUGUGUUCUGGGGGGAUAAGAAACACCGAGAAGAUCUCUGAGGGAGUGUACGCGUACAUCGCCUGGAAUCCCCUGGAUGGAGGGGGGAAGCGAUUGCGGAGUAGCCAUCGCAAACGCAGCAAGUUUCUAAAGCUCACACACCGCCAAAAAGAACCGAAUAUCCGUGGAGCAUUUGUCCUCAGACACAAGAAUAUGG
Fimicolochytrium jonesii is the source of this 823-nucleotide messenger RNA. Its product is annotated as ribosomal protein L23/L15e core domain-containing protein. The record is from RefSeq and is a predicted model, not a curated record. The transcript is spliced from 3 exons. Gene Ontology annotation, biological process: translation; ribosomal large subunit assembly. Gene Ontology annotation, molecular function: structural constituent of ribosome; rRNA binding. NCBI's taxonomy places the organism in Eukaryota, Fungi, Chytridiomycota, Chytridiomycetes, Spizellomycetales, Powellomycetaceae. Gene Ontology annotation, cellular component: cytosolic large ribosomal subunit; ribosome. The coding region runs from base 57 to 512 and encodes 151 amino acids.